CAGUCUAAAAUGGAUCCGCUAGAUGACUUCAGUAUCACGUAAUCAGAGUGUAAACAAACUCAUUUUGUAUUUCGAUGCUCAGUAUUAUUGUUGGAUUUUUAUAUCUAAUUAGAAACAUUAGAAAUGUUUUCUGUGCUUCCGAAUGAGAUCAUUUUUCAGUUAACGUCUUAUUUGAGCGACGAAGACUACCUUGCUUUUGCCACCAUAACUUCGGAUAUGCUGUCACUUCUAUCAUCCGAUAAAAAGUCACUAAAACUUCAGAAAUGCUACAACCUGUCAAUAGUUGACAUAGAGGAAUUUUUGGUGGCUAGUUCUAUAACAGGAUGCAAUAUUCAACAACUUGAUUUGAGCAAUUGUUACUGGUUGGAUGCUGAAUUAUUGACAAACACCAUCCUUGAAGUGUCACCUUCUCUUAAAAGUCUAUCAGUUCAAGGAACACAAAUCAGUAGCUACCAGCUUACUCAAAUUCUGAGAAAAUGUCAUUUAAUUUCAGAGCUAUCAUUCAGUCUAUGUAGACUGGAUUCUACUUUUUGGACUGAAGGAGGGUCCAGCAAAGAAGACCAAGAAGAUGAAGUCAAAGUAAACUUAGACUGUUCCAUUUUCUCUGAUAUUCAAGAAAGUUUGGGAAAACUUACUGUUGUUCACUGUGCAAUGCAAGAUGAUUGCUUGGUGAUGCUCAGUAUAUUUUUGUGUUUCUGCACAAAUUUAGAGUCACUUCACCUAGAAAUCGGUCCGAAAUGUCAAAUGGCGUUUGAUCGAAGUCUCUUAGAAAAUCAACAAAUAAGGACAUUGCGCCGUCUACUUCCAUCAUGCAGUAGGUUUCGCCAACUAACAUGCAAAAUUGCCAAUGAAAAGGAAAUAAUGGAUUUGUUGGCGCAAUUUAUAAACAACAUCCUAUCAAGAAAAAUGUGUCAGAUUGAUGAACUGUGGGCUCCCAACAUUUCAAUUGGACAGUACCUUCAAUGCCUUAAACCAACUUUAACAUCCUUACAGACAUCUGCCUCACACUUUGUUAUGUCUGAAUUUAAGCAAAUAUCUUCGCUCAGAACUUCCACGCAGCAGUUUUUGAGGCAGUUUUCCUCCGAUUUUCCGAGUUUAGAAAUGGCCAGUUUCCGCUAUGAUCGCGAGUGUUUUUUGGAAUUUUGUAACUUCCAUAGAAGGAUCAAAGUUCUUCAGGUGCAUCACUGCUUUCAUAAUAAUCUUUGUGAACCGGGUUCGGAAUUAGCGCAAGGUCUUGCCUUUUUAACCAGCCUCACCAAAUUUUCCACCAACCAUAAUUUUGUCCUUGAGAAAGAAGAAAUAUUUGGAAUUGUUUCUCCAAUUCAACAGUUGGUAAAUUGUGAUUUAUUGAACGAAGUUGAACUUGGAGUACCGACUUUUUCAGCGCUUGAUAGGGAUGUGAAGAUACCAACUCAUUGUGCUAAGAGUAGCUGUUUGACUUUAUUGUCUUGCUGUAAAAAGUUAACAAAGCUCACGUUGGCACACCUCAAAGUUGAUGCGCUUGACUUCAUUUCAACGAUUUUAUCAAAGUGUUUAAAACUGAAAUCCCUGCGCCUUACGAAAAUAAUCAGCGAUCACAUGCUGGUUUCCCAUGUCGUCACACAACUUAAAAAAGGAAUUCCGGAAGCCAAAAAUCUGGAAGACUUCAGAUGGGAGCUGGGAAACGACGAAUUCUUCAAUGAGUCCGACCCGUCAACCAAACAGUCGGUAGAUUAUCCCUUGAUCGGUCCUGAGGUACUUUGGGCUCUGGAAACAUCAUCUUCUCUACGACGAUUUGUUAUUAUUGGUGAUGAGUUCGUGAAAGUCGAUCUCAUGAGCAAAAAAUUCAACUGGACAUCAUUAGUCUUAGCUUGUGUCAUAUCGCCAAAUCUAACCCAGGAUGACACUGAUCAUUUUCUAAUCAACUCUUCUCAUCCUGCUUUUCAGUAUUACGUAGGGGAAUCAACAGCUGAAGCUAUUUCCAAAGUUUCUGCUAGUCAUGCCAACGAAAUGAUUAUUUUCGAGUCGCAAAUUGCAAAGCUUCCUUUGUGAUGAGCCGCAAAAACAACUUUGUUAACCGAGAGUAUCUAUUAUUUCUUAUUUCCCUAAAACCAAAACAUAGAAAAAACUCACGAUGAAAACAUGUCAAACAAAUUCGUGCCUCCUACCUUUUGUGAAUUAGAAACUAAAUCAAUGAAUAAGGCACAUAUUUAUACAAAGUCUUGUAUUGCAAUAUUACACUAACUUAUUUGAACAUGUCACCACUGCACCACAGAGAAAUAACAAGGAGUGGUAUUCUUAAAUGUACUUUUUUUUCAAACUCAGUAUGCAUUGAACAAAUGAAAAAUAUAUUGCAGGGAUUCACGAAGCUAAA
Messenger RNA from Daphnia pulex (common water flea), 2353 nucleotides. RefSeq lists its product as uncharacterized. Gene Ontology annotation, molecular function: protein binding. The transcript has 8 exons. The record is from RefSeq and is a predicted model, not a curated record. NCBI's taxonomy places the organism in Eukaryota, Metazoa, Arthropoda, Branchiopoda, Diplostraca, Daphniidae. The coding region runs from base 124 to 2031 and encodes 635 amino acids.